Fusarium redolens is the source of this 1467-nucleotide messenger RNA. RefSeq lists its product as uncharacterized. Gene Ontology annotation, molecular function: tRNA-specific adenosine-34 deaminase activity. The record is from RefSeq and is a predicted model, not a curated record. Gene Ontology annotation, biological process: tRNA wobble adenosine to inosine editing. The transcript has 4 exons. Lineage: Eukaryota; Fungi; Ascomycota; Sordariomycetes; Hypocreales; Nectriaceae. Gene Ontology annotation, cellular component: nucleus; cytoplasm. The coding region runs from base 1 to 1467 and encodes 488 amino acids.
AUGGGAGUUUUCAAGUCACUUGGUCUUUCGCCGGCCAAAGCGGCAGGUGCAAAGGCCUUACGUCGACUUUUUGGGCGGGUGCUUCCAGGCGAGACUGACAGUGCCAGUGACACUGAUCAAACGGGCAAGGGCAAAUCCAGCAACGACCACAAUAUUCAGAGGGAGAAUAACAACAGCAUAACAGAUUCUUCAUCUACAAAACAUCAGGAUACAUCUGCCCCAACUGAUAAUCGCCAACAACCACACGCCCUCACUACUGCUGAAACAUCUACAACUACCUCCGAUAUGGUGUCGCCUCAGAAGCGCGUCCCCCAGGGGAUUGCAGACAAGGAAAACCAACCGCCCAAUCCGGCUCAGCUGUCAGACUCGCUCUCUCGUCUAAACAUCGGAGAGGAUAAGGCCGUCGCGACUUCUCCUAAGCCUGUCGUUUCCACUGCCCCUGCUGUUGCUGCCGUGGAUGCAGCUCCAGCCGUUGAAGCUGUACCUGCUGCCCCCAUCUACACAGAUCCCGCUGUCAUAGCUGAGCGAGCGAUCCACAUGAAGUUCACCGAAGAGGCUCUUGACAUGGCGCGACUCGCUCUCAGAACCAACGAGACACCUGUGGGCUGUGUUCUCGUUCACGAUGGAAAGGUUAUUGCUCGAGGCAUGAAUGCAACCAACAAUGGACCAAGGACAACCUACCUGAAGCCCAUGCCUGAGAAUCAAUCACCCGGAGCUUCUGAUACAUCUUCUGUCGAAUCAGGACCCGUCGAUGAGGGCAACGAGGAUGGAUCCAAGGGCCACCUCUACCCUUAUGGACAGAAGUGCCAUCCUGAUGCGCGAGUUGAUAGAUCCAUCAUUCGAGAGAGCAUUUUGUACGUCACUGUAGAGCCGUGCGUCAUGUGUGCUUCUCUCUUGCGACAACUCGGCAUCAAGAAGGUCUAUUUCGGCGCAGUCAACGACAAGUUUGGCGGAACAGGUGGUGUCUUCAGUAUUCAUGCAAACUCACUUCCUGUCAGUGCCGAUGGCCAGACUGCCAGCGCACACCCAACACCAAAGCCUGCGCAGCUUCCCGACGGAAGUGGCACGCUGGGCGUCUCGUAUCCUCCAGGUGGAGGUGACGGUGGAAACCUCGAAUCUGGUUACGAGAUUGAGGGUGGAUGGGGUCGUGAUGAGGCUGUCGCUCUGCUCAGACGGUUUUACGUCCAGGAGAAUGGACGAGCUCCCGUACCCCGCAAGAAGGAAGGCCGUGCAGCUCGAUUGGCUGCCAUGAUGGAGGGUGAGGGUACUGGAGAAGGUACUGGCGAGAGCAAUGGUGAGAGCAAUGGCGAGGACAAUGGCGAAGGCAACGACGACGAGAACAGUGAAGAAACUCAAACUCCAGAUGCCGCUACCCCUGUACCCGAGUCCCAAGUUCUCGACUUGCCCACCUCAACUCAGACUCUGAAGGAAACGCCUGCGCCGCUGGGUGAUCGCACCAACAUCUAG